This is a messenger RNA of Truncatella angustata, 406 nucleotides long. RefSeq lists its product as uncharacterized. The record is from RefSeq and is a predicted model, not a curated record. Bases 120 to 359 code for a protein of 79 amino acids. The transcript has a single exon. Lineage: Eukaryota; Fungi; Ascomycota; Sordariomycetes; Amphisphaeriales; Sporocadaceae.
UAGUCUGAUGUUCUUGUUCUUUAAACAAUUGGCCUGUCUUGGGGAAAAAGAAGAGUCAUUUUACACAUUGACUUACCUUGGGUCAGGCCAGACGAGAUAGGAAUUAGUUUUCCAAUAUUAUGUAUAACCGGUACAAGUAUAUUCGUAUGAUAUUCUCUUCUCGAUUUGAUUCCUCGGAUCUCACUUGGCGAGCGGAAGUCUGGUCAAUACUUAUAGUCCUCCUCGAACUUUCUUCGGCAUUGUUGGUACAUCUAGAGUUAAUAACUUACAUGGACGGCUCGCUACAUGCGUUGGCAGCUGCUGCUUCUCUGCCGUUUCCAUAUUUUUUAUUUAAUAUUUUUUACCCAACAAACCCAUAGUGUCUACCGAGGAUUGGUGGAGCAUAUUUGCAAGCUGUCUCCUGGGU